This is a messenger RNA of Phytomonas sp. Hart1, 2139 nucleotides long. The record is from the annotation of a GenBank genome assembly. NCBI's taxonomy places the organism in Eukaryota, Euglenozoa, Kinetoplastea, Trypanosomatida, Trypanosomatidae.
AUGAACUCCAGUAGAAUAGUUGAUUAUAGCGUAUACAAUAAUUCUGAUGUCGGAGACGACAGAAACUCACCGAAAGCAUUCGAUACAACUCAUUUCUUCACGCACAAAUUGCCUUCCAAGACGUCUUUACCUAAUACUGUACCAAGAGAUGGCACUCUUGCUGAGUCUUCAGUCAAUGGAAUCGAUAUCUCAGGGGAGGGAAGUACCCUUUUGGAGGUUGUGAUGCCUAUGUCAGCUAAGCUGCAUUCAAGAGAUGAAACCGCAGCCAUACAUUCACUUGGUCUUUGCAUUCGCUUAGGCCGAGGGGGCCCACAUGGUACACUGAGAACAAUUCUCAUUCGUCUAACAGAUCCAGAAGAUCCUUUUUUUCUCUUUGAGUUAGAGCUUAUUGAAGAGGAUUACAGUGAAUUCAAGCAAAGGCUUGAGCUUUUGGUUGAUUUUUAUGGUUUCCCACGGUUUUUUGUGAACAUGAUUCAAGGAAUUACCCAAGGUACAUCUCCUUUUCAAAUCAGCUUUUCUGUACAUGCGAACGAUCCCAAUCGUGGUACAUUUCGAAUCAUCGAAAUUACUUCAUUUAAGACUGUAGAACACAUUUCUUUAAUCCUCAUACGACAGGGUGACACAGGGCAAAAAACGUAUCUUGCAGAACGAUUUCAACACUUUGAGCAAGCUUUUCUUCAGUGCAAUCUGGAACGCAAAGAGGAGGGAGAGCAGGCACAUCGGAUGAUCCAGGAUUUGAAGCAUCGUGUUGAAGGGUUGACUGAAGCAAAUCGAUCUCUUAAUGAGGAGUUGAGAGUUUUGAGAGCACAAUCUGAAAAGGAUAAACUGACCUCCCUAAACACAUUACGUGAUGGACAUCAAAAUGAUGUACAAGCGCUUCGUAAUAGCUAUGAGGAUAAGUUGAAAGAUUCUCAGAAUAAAAUUGAAAGCAUUGAGCAGCGUUUAAAGGAAGACUGCCGAGAGAAGAACAUAAUUAUCGAUGAACUACGUAAGCAUAACGAUGCUUUGGAGUCGACUUUGAGAUCGCUCAAAUCGGAGAAUAAGCACCUUGAGGAAACCCGAGAUGCUCAGGAGCUGGAACUUGAGAAGCUUCGUAAAUCGUGUCAGGAUCUCAAGAUGUACAAAAUGGAAGCAACAAGUAUUAUUUCGGAAAAUGAGCUCAAUUACGUUUCGCUUAGUGAACGUCUACGGAGUUCUAUAUCUUCUUUAAAAAGUAAGGAAGAAGAACUCGAAACUGCAAAAUCACACCUCCAGAAACAGGAUAACUAUAUAAAUAUUCUAAAUAACCAAAACGAACAACUCAACGAUAAACUUCAACAUAUAAAAAAAUCUCUUGAUAAGGCUAAUUACAUUAUUGGUAACCAGCUUCAGAUUAUAAAAAACACGAAGGAACGCUUCAAAGUGGCUACAGAGCAGUUACACACGCAUCAAGCCCUUCUUUCAGAACGAGAGAAUGCGGCCACACGCAUGAAAAGUGAGCUUUCGAGUUGUGAAGAACAUAUUCAUGGCCUUCAAGAAAAAAAUAAUGAACUGCGGGAGCAGCUACAAAAAACGGAUGAACACAGGGAAAAGCUAUCACAAGAGCUUCAGCAUACACAAAUGGCAUUGCUGCAAGUUCAACGCAGCACAAGCAUCAGUGGGAGGCAUUGGAGCUCAUGGGGGGGUGCAAAGGGAUCUCUUUCUCCCGGGUUAACAUCCAAUGCGACGUCGUGGAAGCCAUCGCCCAGCCUCGAUGCGCAUCGGGGGCUUGACGGUCGCGUGAGCAGCCGUUCAAUUUCCCUAAAAGAAUCAGGAUCCUACGCUGAGGAUACUGCGGCACGGAUGCCCCUUUUCACAUUUUCACAGGAAGACAAAUCUAUUAUUCCACGUACACCCUCGGCAGGAAUAACGAAAGGCUUUUCGUGCCAGCGGGAUGCUUUGUGUAAGACUGAGACUAGAAAUUUAACAAAAGAAGCGCAUAUAAAAGAGACUGUGGAUGAGGGAAUGGCGACUACGAAUAAAAAAGGGGCAGACUCUACGAACUAUGUUGUUCCAGAACGUGAAGACAGUCGACAGCGACUUAAAGAAAAGUCAUUUUUAGAGGUGAGGGAGGUUCUGGCCGUAGAAAAUACAAACGUUCCAAUAAGUGCCUACUUCUAA